Phyllopteryx taeniolatus (common seadragon) is the source of this 1338-nucleotide messenger RNA. It is a transcript of the gene dhrs3b, whose product is annotated as dehydrogenase/reductase (SDR family) member 3b. Gene Ontology annotation, molecular function: oxidoreductase activity, acting on the CH-OH group of donors, NAD or NADP as acceptor. Lineage: Eukaryota; Metazoa; Chordata; Actinopteri; Syngnathiformes; Syngnathidae. The record is from RefSeq and is a predicted model, not a curated record. The transcript is spliced from 6 exons. The coding region runs from base 44 to 1006 and encodes 320 amino acids. Gene Ontology annotation, cellular component: lipid droplet.
CCUUUUUUUUUUUUUUUUUUUUUUUUCUUCUUCUUCUCUCGCCAUGGAGCUGAGGAGCGCGUGUCGGGUGCUCCUCUUCCCGGUCCAAAUGCUCUUGUGCGCGCUGCGCUCGGCGCUGUCGUGGCUGACGCCGAGCGGACGCAAGCAGCUGGGCGACGAGGUGGUGCUGAUCACCGGAGGGGGACGCGGCAUCGGACGCCACCUGGCCAAAGAGUUUGCCAAGCAAGGCGCUCGGAAGGUGAUCCUGUGGGGCCGCACGGAGAAGUGCCUCAAAGAGACGGCUGAAGAGAUCUCCCUGGCGGGAACGGAGUGCCACUACUUCCUGUGCGACGUGGCCAAUCGGGAGGAGGUUUACAAGCAAGCCAAGGUCGUUCGUGAAAAGGCAGUGCUUUUGCCAAUGUUUCUGUCUUUUUCUCUCUUCGUGUUCUGCUCUCAGGUGGGAGAUGUUACGAUAUUAGUGAACAACGCGGCUGUGGUUCACGGCAAGAGUCUGAUGGACAGCGACGACGAUGCCCUACUGAAAUCGCAGCACAUCAACACCAUGGGACAGUUUUGGACCACAAAGGCCUUUCUGCCUCGGAUGCUGGAGCUUCAGCACGGCCACGUCGUGUGCAUCAACUCCAUCCUGUCCCAGUCGCCGAUCCCUGGGGCCAUUGACUACUGUACAUCCAAGGCCUCGUCUCUGGCCUUCAUGGAGAGCUUGACGCUGGGCCUGCUGGACUGUCCCGGCGUUGGCUGCACCACGGUCCUCCCCUUUCACACCAAUACCGAAAUGUUCCAGGGCAUGAGAGUCAGAUUCCCUCAGCUGUUUCCACCUCUCAAGCCCGAGGUGGUCGCCCAAAAGACUGUGGAUGCGGUCCGAGCGGAUGUGGCUUUUCUCUACCUGCCUUGGACCAUGCACGCGCUUGUCGUUCUUAAAAGCUUCAUGCCGCAAGUUGCACUUGAAGAAAUCCACAAGUUUACGGGGAGUUAUACCUGCAUGAACACAUUCAAAGGACGGACAUGAGCUUCGGCCGCCCUCGCCACCUCCGAGAAUUAAAAUAGGGGACAAUGGACCUACAUGUACUUGGAGUUGGGGAAGACGUCAUCGCCGAGGGGAUAUUUGCAAGCUUUUUGCAUCUGCAGGGUGAAAUAAUUGUGAUAAAGGACUGAGGGUUCACCCUGUUUGAAUGUCAGGGAAUGCGUUUCUGCACGUGUUUGUAUAUACUGUACAGAGAUGCUUUCUCAGAAGCCAUGUAUAGGUUUGUACCUGUGACACUUGUUUUAGUCAGAUUUUUUUUUUGAACUUGUUUUUAUUUUUAUUUGCAUAAAAUCACGACAAUAAAAUGCAGUUCUAGA